AUGGCUGAGGAUACCGAUUCAUUUCCAAUGUUGGGAAGUGUUUACAGAGUUUCAGGUUCCAAGAUCAAUCACAUGAGCCAGAAUCUAGCCAAAAUCAAAACGAAUCUUUCACAGACUGGUGAUUCUCGGGUGAACUCAAGACAGUCCACGAACUUGGCUGGUGAUAGUGGUCCAAGAGCUUGUUAUCCUCAAAAUCCUAGUUCCAAUGUUUGGGGACAUCCAAAUGUAAUUUACAAGCUUGGAAAAUGGGGAAAUGGUGAAUCGGGAGAGACUGAAGGCAAAAGCCAGCAGGCUAACCCAGAACCCCACAAUGCUGUUGAAGAUGGAAAUAAUGAUGAAGUGGGUGACAAUGUUUCUGAUAUCAUGUUUGAUAGUGAUGAUGAUAUUUGUCUUGAUGAUGCUGAUGAUGAAAGCCAUGAAGAACGCAAGAACAGCAAGUGGUUCAGGGCAUUCUUUGAUGACUUAGGUGGCCUGACCAAUGAGAAUAUAAAUUCACAUUCAAGGGAAUGGCAUUGCCCUGCAUGCCAAGGGGGUAUUGGUGCCAUUGAUUGGUACCAAGGGCUACAGCCCCUAAUGAAACAUGCCAAGACAAUAAAAGCUAGGAGGGUAAGACUGCACCGACUGUUUGCUGAAACUUUGGAGGGGGAGUUGCUGAGUCGAAAAGCUCCAGUAACAAUGGAUGGUGAAGUCUAUGGCAGGUGGAAAGGUCUAGAUAAGCAGGUCAAAGAUCAUGAAAUAGUUUGGCCCCCAAUGGUGGUCGUCAUGAAUACAAGAUAUGAGCAGGAUGAAAACAAGAAGUGGAUUGGAAUGGGGAAUCAAGAGCUUCUUGAUUGCUUCAGUGAGUAUGCUGCAUUGAAGGCUCGUCAUUCAUACGGCCCACAAGGGCACCGAGGCUUGAGUGUUUUGAUUUUUGAGCCUUCAAUAGCAGGUUAUUUGGAAGCUGUGCGUCUUCAUAAGCAUUUUAAAGAGCAGGGAAGAGAUAGGGAGGGUUGGACUCAAUGUCAGAAUCCAUUUGUCCCAGGGGGAAAGCGCCAGCUAUAUGGUUACUUGGCUUCUAUGGAAGAUAUAAAUGUUUUCAACAGGCACUGUGCAGGGAAGUCAAAACUGAAGUUUGAAAUGAAGUCAUACCAAGAGAUGGUUGAGAGCAAGAUAAAGCAAAUCAAUAAUGAUGCACAGCAGGUUGACUAUUUCAAGAGAAAGGCAACUAAAGAGCAAAUCAAAUCACAAGUCCUUGAAGCCUCUUUGUGUCAAAUCAGUGAAAAGUUACGCCGGACCUUACAAGAAAACCGUGUUGUACGACAACGUACUAAAAUACAGCAAGACGAGAACAAGGAAGAGAUGGAUGCACAAGAACAGUUCUUCCUUGAACAAAUUCAGAUCAUUCAACAAACUAUAGAUGCAAAGGAAGAUAACUUUGAGAAAUUUCAGCAGGACAAGCGAGAAAAAGUAAAACAAUGUUGUGGAGGUUUUCCUGAGAAUGAGGACCACAAGCAAAGUGUGGAGAGAUUGUCCAGUUUCAUAAGGCUCCAAGACAAUGAGAUGAGGGAAUUUGAGGCUGAGAGAGAUAAAUUGGUAAAGAUUCAUGGAGAGAAAAAGUUGGCUCUCAAGACGAAGCUGUGGCAGGAAGAGCUCGAGCUCGAGAAGGAGUUUGAAAAUGAACUGACACAGCUCAUGAACAGAUUUACUUUAGGCCCUUCUGAGGAAGAAAAUGACAGGAAAUGAAUGUGGCAAGAGCGCAUGUAUCUGCAUGGGCUAGAGAUCAUGCAGAGAAGUGGCAAAAAAGCUUAUCUUCACGAGAUAGAUAGAUUAUGUGCUCUUAGUCCGGCAUAAAUUUUGCUCUGUUUCACUCAUCCUUCAAACUAGGGAAGAGCUUGAAUAGGUUGAUGUGAAC
Messenger RNA from Neltuma alba, 1891 nucleotides. Its product is annotated as protein SUPPRESSOR OF GENE SILENCING 3-like. NCBI's taxonomy places the organism in Eukaryota, Viridiplantae, Streptophyta, Magnoliopsida, Fabales, Fabaceae. Gene Ontology annotation, biological process: defense response to virus; regulatory ncRNA-mediated gene silencing. The transcript has 5 exons. Bases 1 to 1722 code for a protein of 573 amino acids. The record is from RefSeq and is a predicted model, not a curated record.